GCUUAAUUAAAAAACCGUCGUAGGUGACGUCACAGUAACUACGUCCACUUGUUUUAUACAAUGCAUGCACGUGACUCUUUCCUGUCGGGAGUUCAUUUGUCCGACACCACUUGAAUGUAGCACGAAUGUGAGUGGGCGCACUGAUUUCUGGGAAGAACGACAAUGUGUGUUCCAGCAGGACUGUAGGUGCUCAGAGAGUUUAUCACACACCUGAAGGACUUUUUCAUUUUGGGGGACUUCUCUCGGACUGCUCUGACAAAAUGGUCGUGAGGCUCCUUCCUUGAGCAAAGGUUGUGUCAUUCCUGAUAUGUGUACGUGGAAACAUCACGUCAGAUGAAUCACACUUCAUUAUAAACUGCUUGCUGCUGCACCUCAGGGCAAAGAGCUCUUUCACGUCCCUUGCACAACACCUUGUGGUGACUAUGCACUUCCUGUUGCUGUUCAGCCGGCAGGGGAAGCUGCGACUGCAGAAAUGGUUCACACCUGUAACAGACCGGGAGAAGAAGAAGGUGAUCCGGGACAUGACGAUGUUAGUGUUGGCCCGCCAGCCCCGCUCCUGCAACUUCCUCCACUGGAGGGACCUGAAGAUCGUUUAUAAGAGGUAUGCCAGCCUGUACUUCUGCACGGGUCUGGGGAACGAGGACAACGAGCUGCUGUCCCUGGAGGUGCUGCACAGAUAUGUGGAGCUGCUGGAUAAAUACUUUGGGAACGUGUGUGAGCUGGACAUCAUCUUUAACUUUGAGAAGGCUUACUUCAUCCUGGACGAGUUCCUGAUGGAAGGAGAAGUUCUAGAAACAUCCAAAGUGGCUGUGAGUGUUUCCAUGGAGGAGUCUGACACACUCCAGGAGACGAUGGAGGAAUACAUGAGUAAACCUGCGUACUGAGCCGAGAGAAGACUUGAAGGUUUAUUAUCACUCCGCACCAUUUUAUUUAGUGAUUAAUAAUGAAUCAUUUCAGCACUGGUCGUACAAACCGCAACUCUGGGGAUUUUCUACUUCGUUUUUUAAGGAUUGUAAUUAUAUCUGGAUCCGUAAGUGCCUUUUAAGCCUCAUGUUUAUUAAUCUCAGGGUUUUAUGACUCAACAGAGUCUUUUUCUUUCCUCCUCCAGUUUGUGGAAAUACAUGUUUUCAUAUUUAAAAAUGUUUUCGUAAUCUCAAUGGUGACACAUUUCAACCGAUGGCGAGUAAAUGAAGAAACACUGCACAGUAAGGAAAAAAUAAAGUCAACGCUUUAUUAACCUCAAGUCACAUAUGACCACAUUUAAGAAAGUGUGUGUGUGUGUGUGUGUGUGUGUGUGUGUGUGUGUGUGUGUGUGUGUGUGUGUCACAUGUUCUGGUUGUUAAGUGUUGAGCAACAAACUCAUUAAAAGAAAAUCAUCAAAUGAAUGUCUGAACACAUUUCUGCUAAUAAAUAUGAACUCUUGUAACCCUACAGAAUAACUAAAGUUGACUGCGUGUUUUAU
This is a messenger RNA of Cottoperca gobio, 1462 nucleotides long. Its product is annotated as AP-1 complex subunit sigma-3-like. Gene Ontology annotation, biological process: intracellular protein transport; vesicle-mediated transport. Gene Ontology annotation, cellular component: AP-1 adaptor complex; membrane coat. The transcript has 7 exons. Lineage: Eukaryota; Metazoa; Chordata; Actinopteri; Perciformes; Bovichtidae. Gene Ontology annotation, molecular function: clathrin-cargo adaptor activity. Bases 423 to 884 code for a protein of 153 amino acids. The record is from RefSeq and is a predicted model, not a curated record.